UCGUUGCCGGAGGCGAAGCCGUUCCUCGGGCGGGCGUCGCUUUGGGGAAGGAAAGGCGACCAGGAAGGGAAAAUGCCCGGCUGCAAAGCGAAACUACCCAGCGCGUGUCCUGCUGCCGGCGCCCGUCUUUCCCCGGGUGUGUCCCUCCCUUCCCCCGGGCUUUAGGACGAGCUAGAUUCCGGCAAGGGCAGCUGCUGCUCUGGUGAGUCGCUCUGGAAAGGGGUGAGGCAUAUUUGAAUUAUUUUUCACGCCAUAGGCGACACCUGAAGCUGCCUUCUGUUGACUCAGGCCACCAGGGCCAGCAUCUCCAACGCAGACGGGCAGCGGCUCCGGAAGCGGUGUAUAAGGUUGCCAACCUCCAGGUGAGGCCUGGAGAGCCCCCGGAGUUACGACUGAGAACAGAGAUUGGUGCCCCUGGAGAAAAUGGCAGCUUGGCACAAUCCAGUCUCCGAGGUGGAACAAUGAAGUGGCUGGUUCACGUCUCCCACCCCUUUUGGUCUCAGUUCCCAGAUCCCGCAACAGAGUUUGCCCUCUUGCUCAGCCGUUUCUUCGCUGGCUCCCAGCAUUCUGCAGCCACAUCAAGAUGUAAGAUGGGUCAUCUUUGGGGGUGCCCUUUGCUCAUGGUGGUAGCUGCCUUCCUGUUGGGGGUCUCUUCUGAUUCCUCCUCGCAUUCCUUGCUCUACUUCUACACAACCACAUGGGAGCCUGACCAGGACCAGUUCCACUUUAUCGCUGUGGGAUAUGUGGAUGACCAGCUUGUUGGGCACUAUGACAGCACCACGAGGAAGGCGGUGCCUCGGGUGCCCUGGAUAAGGAAGGUGGAGAAGGACGACCCCCGCUUCUGGGACUGGAACACCCGCAAUGCACUGGACGAUGAGCGGAACAUGAAGAAGGACCUGGUGAACCUCCGGAACCUCUACAACCGGAGUGGAGGCCUGCACACCUGGCAAUACAUGUAUGGCUGUGGGCUGAACAAGGAUGCGCACAGAGAGGGGUAUGAGCAGUUUGCCUACAAUGGACAGGACUACAUCAACUUUGACAAGGAGACUCUUACCUGGACGGCAGCUGUGGUGCCCGCUCAGGUGACCAAGAGAGAAUGGGAUGCUGACGUCUCACACAGCCGCUUUCUCAAGACCUACAUGGAGGAGGAAUGUGUUGAGUGGCUGCAGAAGUUCUUGGACUAUGGAAAGGAGUCUCUGCUGAGGAGAGAACCUCCAACAGUGCGAGUGACACUCAAGGCAUCCUACAGUGGCUUUGAAAUCCUCGUCUGCCGGGCCCAUGGCUUCCACCCCAAAGAGAUCGAUGCCACUUGGAGGAAGGACGGGGAGGUCUGGGAGCAGGAGACCUUUCGCGGGGGUGUCGUCCCCAACUCGGACGGGACUUACCACACCUGGCUGAGCGUCAAGAUUGACCCCAAGGACAGGUUCCGCUAUCAGUGCCACGUGGAACAUGACGGCCUACCGGAGCCUUUGGAUGCGACCUGGGAGGCACCUGCCUCAUCCAAGACGGGGCUCAUAGCUGGAGUCCUUAUGGGGGUCGUGGCUUCUGUCCUUCUCGUGGCUUCGAUCAUUUGCCUCCUCCGGAAAAGGCGAAGCAGCUACCAGGCGGCCCGUAAAGCACCUCCAAUAAGCGACCAAGAGGCCUGAUAAUCUGCCCAAGAUGUGAGAAGAGGCGAAAGGGAAUCCCCAAUAAUCUCCUCCAGAGCUCCAGCUAGACGUCAGAACUGUUUGCUACUCAACCUAUCCCUGUCUCCACUUCGCAGAGAGGCUUGGCUGGGAGAGGGUGGGUGCCAAUGGUGUUGGUGAUGGGUUUGGGCUGGUCUUUCUUUUUUCUCCCAACGAACUUGUGUCAGCUCUUUGUAGCUGAAAAUAGGAUCUUUCGUGGGCUAACAGUAGGGUUUCUGAUAAGAGCUUCUAUUUGACUUCUGUGGUAGUUUGUUGCCAUGUUGGCCACACCGGAUACACUGGAUGAUAAGCAAUAUUUGGUUGAAUGGAUGUGAUGUCCUAGAAUGUUCAGGAUCGUUCUAACUUCUCAAGGUGAAUGUGUCGGUGAAGCAGCCAGCACAGCUUGUAUAUGAGGUAGUGUUUGCUUAAUUUGGGAAACAGAAGAUCUGGAAUCUGUGGGGUGGGUGAGGAGCUGUUGGUGGAUGAAGAGUUGCUCAGGAAAUAAAAAGCCUUAGGGUUUGAAGCUGAAGGAGAAGUGAGCCUAGAGGGAAGAAGGCUGAAGGAAGCUGAAUGGACUGACGUGGCCCUGAUGAAAUCUGAGGUAGAAACAUAGAGGCUACUUCCAAGGAUGAAUCUCAGCCACUGGUCUGCCUCUGGGAAGAAUUUGGUAUUGGCUGCAACUUGAUUUGCCAGAGCCAAGGCUAAGUUCUUACAUUUGUCCAUCUGGGCUGGGAAAGGGUAGAGAUGGAAGGUCGUGAAACAGGUGCUACCUUUCUCCCUAGGCACAGCGAGGCACGUCCAUAUUGGUGGCAGACUUCUUCCUUCAUUCCCACCAGGCUCCUCAAGUGAGUGGAUGGGGUGGGGGAGUGGAUAUCUUUUUAUUUCCCAAUCCAGAGUGCAGGAAAGAAGAGGAAAUCUGCCUCCCCUCACCAUUUUGGUGUUUUUCUUCAGCAUGGCUGUCUUCUAGUAUUGGAGCUCAGCUGGCAGAAAAAAUGCUUUGAAAUGUGGACCAGAACAAGUUAAAGUGUGGGACGACCUGGGGAUCUGAUCCCCUCCCAUACAUCUUCAAUUUUGUUAUCCUACCAGUGCUAUGGAACAGCAGGCCGGAGAAAGUAGGAAGGGACCCCCCCCCCUUCCCUCCAGCGUCAUAAACUGUAAGGCGACUCUUUCUUCAGAAGGCCUCUUCUUCUGAGGCUGUUGCUGGCAGUGUCAUAUUUUCUGAACAUGUUGUUGCAAGUUGAGUUGUGAUUUGAAAUUCUGUGCGGUUUUAAUUAUUUUUUUACCGUUUUGUAGACUGCUGUGAUUUAAUUUCUUCAAAUAAAUCAUUACUUUUAAAUGCCAGACACUUCAGGCUAUCAAUGACCGGAUCAUUUGGAGAGAGAUCUCAGAUGCUUUCCUUGCUAAUUUCUUACAUUUAGUCCUAAGUGUCUCUCUGUGUCUCUGUGUCUGUUGUUUUGUUUGGAGGGGUAAGCAUUUGACUCUACUCCCGCCCCUUCCAAAUCCUGCAAACCACAUAUAUUGUCUGUUUCCAGGGGGGAGAGGGGGUGUGGCUUUUCCUCCUCCCCUCCACACUGUCUGCAGCCCUGCGGGUGCAAGCAAAGUAUUUCUCAUGCCAGGCAGCUGUAGUUUCAGAUUGUAACUAAUGAAAAUGGAACCAAUGCAAGAGCCAGCGUGGAAUCAGGAUGGUUGGACUGGGAUCGUUGAGACCCAGAUUCGAAUCCCUACUCUGCCAUGGAAACUCGCUGGGUGACCAGGGGCCAGUCACAACCUCUCAGCCUUGCCUACCUCACAGAGUCGUUGUGAAGAAAAACUGGAGAGCAUUGUCAGCAGCUGUAGACCCCUGGUGGGGAGAAAGGCAGGGUACAAAUGAAGCAAAUAAAUAAGCCGCGAGAUCGAGGCCACAGUCACUUGAGUAAAAGAGCUGAGGUUUCAUCAGAUUGGAUGAUGCCCAAAAUGGAUGGUCUUGUGAGUUGGAGGAAUCACCAGGACAUUCCAUCAAAGACUUAAAGGUCGCUGUAGUUCAACAGAAAUCUUUCAAAAACAAAAUCCAACGGGAGGCUGCUGAACUGGAAUUCAUAUGCAAAUUUGACUCUGUCAAGCUGGGACUGAAUAGGGACUAUGAAUGGUUAUCACAUUAUCACAGGUAACAGAUUUCCUUUACAGAGGCAGGGUCUGGGGGAGCUCAGUGGCACCUGGCGUGGGCUUUCGGGGACCACAGAUCUCUUUGUCAGAUGCAUCUGGCAAGGAGAGCUGUGGUUAUCGAAGGCUCAUACUGCAUUGGAAUUGGAUGGUCUAGCUGUUUGGCUGCUACAAACUAACAGGGCAAACUCCUUUGAAGCCAACUGAUCCACACACCAAAAGGAGAUGUUUACAUAUACUAGCAAAGUAAUGUUUUGGUUUCCCCCCCUAAUUGCCUCUUCUCUCUCCUCCCCUUCUUUCCCUCCUCUCUGUAUUUGACCAG
Messenger RNA from Eublepharis macularius, 4125 nucleotides. Its product is annotated as major histocompatibility complex class I-related gene protein-like. NCBI's taxonomy places the organism in Eukaryota, Metazoa, Chordata, Lepidosauria, Squamata, Eublepharidae. The coding region runs from base 462 to 1646 and encodes 394 amino acids. The record is from RefSeq and is a predicted model, not a curated record. Gene Ontology annotation, cellular component: external side of plasma membrane. The transcript is spliced from 9 exons. Gene Ontology annotation, biological process: immune response.